AUGGCUGCGUCGCAGCAGCUCUCCGCGCAGGAGAUCGCAGCAUGCACCGAGCUUGGGUUGGACCCCGACAGGGACUCGGACCUGGUCUGGGUGGCCCAGGACAUGGUGCGGGAGGAGAACCUGCCCCAGGGGUGGUCGAUGUACCUCCACGCGGAGUCGGGGCGGCACUUCUACUGCCGGACAGGCGCCUCCGAGUCCGUCUGGGAGCACCCGCUGCUGGACUUUUACCGCGGCGCCGUGUUCAUGGAGCGCGGGGGCUGGCGGCAGCUCCAGCACGACCAGGACAUUUCCCCGCCCAACGACGAGGAGAUGCAGGCGAUGGGGCAGUACAUGGAGGUGGACCCGGGGGAGGACCCGUACGUGCUCGAGGUCGUGAAGAUGGCCAUCAACGCGCCGAUGCCGCCCGGGUGGCGCGAGGUCACCGACGCGGACGGGGAGACGGUGUUUGAGAACAAGGACGCGGGGGAGCGUCAGACGGAACACCCCCUCGACCCCUUCUUCUUCGAACUGCUCAGGCGACGGCGGCUGGAGCUGACGCACCGGAAGCACCCGUUCUCGCGUGACGGGCUGGAGGCCGUCAAGAGCGGCGCGUGGAAGCCGUCGGUGUCGCGGGUGUCCUCGGCGACGUCGUCGCGCCAGGACCUGUCGCCGACGGCGGGCGACUCGGUGCGCGGCAACCGCGCGCCGUCGCGGCUCGGGGGCGAUGCCUCGAAGGCCGCGUUGCAAACGACGUCGAGGCGGCGGAGGAGCAGCUCGGGCGUGCCCGCGGCGGCCCUGGCGUCGCAGCAGAGCGAGGUGGACGCCGGUGUCAGGGGGGGGUCUUCGACGACGGAGGCCGCGGAAGACGCGCCGCCGGAGGACGACUACACGGACGCGGACUACGCGCGGAUGGCGGAGGACGAGAUCGGCGCGAACGAGGGCAGUCCGCCGCAGGUCGGCAAGAGCGAGCGCGUGGUGGUGGUGGUGCGCGCGCGGCCGAUGCACGCGGCCAAGGGGCGGCGGAUGCGGGCGGCGUGGGACAUCACGGGGCAGAACGGGCGCGAGAUCCGGCUGAUCCAGGACGGCACGGUGGCGCUGAAGCACCAGGCGGCGUUCUACGGCGGCGCGGCGAACAUCGGCGCGCGCUACGUGUUUGAGCAUGGGGUGUUCACGCCCGAGCACAACACGCACCACCUGUACAACGGGGCGCUGAAGCACGUGGUGGCCGGGGCGAUCGCGGGCAUCAACGGCACGCUGUUCGCGUACGGCCAGACGGGCUCCGGGAAGACGUACACCAUUGUCGGGACGUCGAACGCCCCCGGGGUGGUCCCGAUCGCGGCGGAGGACCUCUUCAUGCAGGUCCAGCAGGAGGAGCGCGCGGGCAAGGUGGUGAGCGUGAGGAUGGGCAUCCUCGAGAUCUACAACGAGGAGAUCAACGACCUGCUCGCGCCGAAGCCGGUCCACACCUUUGGAGAGGAGAAGAAACGGGAACUGAAGAUUGUCGAGGACCCGCUCUUCGGGAUCCGCAUCCAGGGCCUGAUCGAGGAGACCGUGGAGUCCCCGAUGCGCAUGACGACGCUGCUCGCCAAGGGCAUGUCCCGGCGCGUCGUCGGGCAGACGCGCAUGAACGACAAGUCGUCGCGCUCGCACGUCCUGACGCGCCUGACGCUCGAGAUCCGCGACGGCCAGUCCCCCGUGAGGGUCUCGAGCCUGAACUUCGUGGACCUGGCCGGGUCGGAGCGGCUCGCCAAGUCCGGGGCGCAGGGGAAGCGGGCGGAGGAGGCGAGCAACAUCAACCUGUCGUUGUUGAUGCUGGGCAACGUGAUCAGCAAGCUGAGCGAGGGCAAGUCGAAGGACUUCAUUCCGUACCGCAACUCGAAGCUCACGCGCAUCCUGCAGCCGUCGCUCGGCGGCAACGCGCGCACGGCGGUGGUGGCGUGCAUCGACACCUCCAUGAACCACUGCGAGGAGACGUCGAUGACGCUCAAGUUCGCGGCGCGCGCAGCCAACAUCACGAACACCAUUCGCGUGAACGAGCUCUCCCAGGGGCAGCAGGCCACCGGAAACGUCCGGAAAUACCAGAAGAUGAUCGAGGUGCUGCAGAACCAGUUGAGAGAGUUCCGGGCGGGCAAGGUCGCCGAGGAGAACACGCGGCUGAAGAAGCAGGUCGAGAAGCUGACCGAGGAGAACGACACGCUCAAGCUCCAGGUCGAGCGCGCGAAGGUCGUCGCGACUGUCGGCGGCGACGCCGGCGCCAAGCCGGGCGCGACUGCCGGCGACGGCGACCUCACGCAGGUGCCCGCGACGCCUCCGGGGCUCGAUCUUCCCCAGAUCUCCGCGCGGCAGGGCAAGAUCACGCUCCGCGAGUGCGUCGCUGCCAUUGCGCGCGUGACGCAGAUUGGCAAGGUGGGCGGGACGGGCUUCGCGGCAGAGGCCGACCCGCAGGAAGUCGUGGCAUGGGUGCGCAUGAUGCGUGCGGAGCGCGACGAGCUGCGCCGGCAGCUCGCCCGCGCCCAGGCGACGCUCCGCGAGCAGGGGUCGCACCUGAGUCAGGCGGACAAGGUCCUGGCGACGCAGCACGUGAUCGAGGAGGCGACGCUGACGCUCGAGAACCUCGUUGGGUCGCAGCUCGACGCGCAGCCGCGCGGGAAGAGCGGCAAGGUGAAGCCGCCGACGCUCGGGGACCGGCUGCAGGAGGCCGUGGAGGCGGCGGUGAUGAUGUCGUCGGAAAUGACGUCCAUGGCGCGGCAGAACGCGGCGACGCUCGCGAUGCUCGCCGAGGCCGACGAGAAGCGCGCGGCGAUGUCCGCCGAGCUCGACGAGCUCCGCCCCGCGCGGCAGCAGCUCAUUCAGGCCCAGAAGCAGCUCGCGGCGUUGUCCGACGCCAAGGCGCACGCGGAGGCGCAGCGCGACGAGGUCGCGCGGCGGCACGGCGCACGGAUCCCGGAGCGCCCGGACCGCCAGCCGGGCCUGGCGUCGCAGAAGUUCGCAGAACAGGUCGAGGCGAAGUACGUCGAGGUGGUGGAGCGGAUGAGCGCGCAGCUGAUGCAGGUGGAGCGCGACGUGGACAAGUACCGCAACCUGCUCCGGCAGCACGCGGGGGCCUUCGAGGGCGAUCCGUGGGACCCGUCGAACGCGGAGGCUGCGGAGAUGGGGGACCUGGCGCCGCACACUCUGUUUGGGUCGGCGGCGAUCCGGGCCGCGCGGCAGGCGAUCCGGCGGGCGCGGAACGCGGAGGAGCGCGCGCGGCAGCUGACCGUGGAGAACGAGGAGCUCGCGGAGCGGCUGUCCGCGGUGACGCACACGCCGGGGGCGAAGGAGGAGGUCGCCGGCGCCAAGGGCGGGGAGGGCGAGGCGAUGGACCGGCUGAAGAAGCGCGUGUACGCGCUGAGUCGCGAGGUCGCGCUGCUGACGCGCGAGCGCGACGAUCUGCUCGGGCUGAUGGGCCUCGGCGCGGCGCCGCGGCAGAGCGCGCUGGACACGGUGGCGAUGCACAACGUCGAGAACGGCGCGGUCGUGCCGGGCAGCGCGGCGGCGGCGGCGCUGUGGCAGCAGCUCGCGGGGGCGGAGGAGCGCGGUCCGACGCAGGGGUACUCGCCCGCGGGCGCGGGACCAACGUUGGUGCCAAUCGCGUCGCUGCAGCGGGGUAACGGGCAGGCGAAGCCGCGGAAGGGCGCGGACGGGUCCGGGCACUUGCCGGACAUCCAGCAGGGGAAGAGCCGGAGCCGGCUUGCGGGGGGCCCGUCGUCGCUGACCAAGGCGGGGAAGAGUAGAAAGAAGGCGACGGGCAAGGGCGGGUGGAGCGACGCGUCCGCGAAGGACUACUCGGAGCCGCCGGACGCGUUGGCGCGGAAGAAGCGGCUGGUGGCGCGCGAGCGGGCGCGGAAGGAGGCGGUUGCGGCGGCGCAGGUGGAAUCCAAGGUGGCGCAGAUGCAGCUGCAGCUCGCGCAGAAGAAGGCCGCGGAGCAGCAGGCGGCGCUGCAGGAGAUGCUCGAGGAGAACGCGCGGCUGCGGAACUACGCCGGGUUCGAGUAG
Pedinophyceae sp. YPF-701 is the source of this 4014-nucleotide messenger RNA. The record is from the annotation of a GenBank genome assembly. NCBI's taxonomy places the organism in Eukaryota, Viridiplantae, Chlorophyta, Pedinophyceae.